Molecule: messenger RNA, 2163 nt
Organism: Paramecium pentaurelia
Lineage: Eukaryota; Ciliophora; Oligohymenophorea; Peniculida; Parameciidae
Source: the annotation of a GenBank genome assembly
AUGGCGAAUAGACAAAAAAAGAUUUCUGCAGCCAAAAGAAGAUCAAGUAGUGUACAUUCUAAUCAUGAACAAUAAUAAGUGCACUAAGAAUCUGGAGUAGAGGUAAUAUUGUAAUUAAGUUAGAGUAAAUCAUUGAAAUAUGUAAGAAGCCGGUUUUAUUUAGAAAACCUCAUGAAACUAGAUUAUUAAUAAAUUCCUUUAGAAAUAUCAAAUUUUUCAAGGAAUAAUUUAAUGAGCAUUAUGAAGGUAUGCUAGAAGAUGUAGCAGAAAAUGCAAAAUUGCAUAUUUAUAGCAAAAAUGAGACAAUUAUAAAGUAAGAUACUUAUGGGGAUACUUUUUACAUAAUAAUAAAAGGAUAAGUAAAAGUUGUAAAAAGAGUAGUAACUAAUAUUGGAUCAUAUAUUACAAAAAAAGGAAAAAAAAGAGAUAAAUAUCAUGAAUAAAUAAAAGAAAUUAUGACAUUAAAUGAUGGGGACUAUUUUGGUGAAUUAGCCUUAUUAGUAUAUAUAAAUAUCUAAUAAUAGGAAAGGAAACCAAGAGGAGCAGAUGUUAUUUCAGUCACAGAUUCAUUUAUAUUAGGAUUAGACAAGGAUUCAUUUGACAGAAUAAUGGCUACAAAAACGAAGAGAUAAUUUUUGCAUCUGCUUGAUACUUUGAGUUGCAAUUCAAUUCUAAAAGAAAUAUCAAAAAACACUGUCAAAGCAUUAUUUAUGAUUAUGGAGAGAAAAGUGUAUAAUUAUGGUGAUAUAAUAUAUAAAUAUGGUGAAAAAGGAAGCAGUUUAUAUUUUAUAAUAGAGGGUGAGUUUAAAAUGCUUUCUAAUAUAUAUAAAAAAGAAGAAAAGGACGACAGCAACGAGAUUAAUUGUAUUGAGCGAGAAUCAGAAAUUUGUAUUUUAGGAAAAAACGAAACUAUUGGGCUUGAAGAAUUUUUAGAUGAAGAAAAGAGAUAAUGGAAAGCCAUAUGUGCAAGUUAAAUUGGAAUAGUAUAUAAGUUGAAUAGAAUUGAUUACAAAAGAAUAGAAUAACGAUAUCCAGAUAUUGUUGAUGCCAUACAAAAGAUUCGAGAUGAAAAGAAAAGAUAUUAUAAUGCUUGGAAAGAGAAACAUGCUAAUCCUUUAGAAGCUGGAUAGUAGAAGCAUUUAUAGAAUGAGGAUAACGAAAAAUUUGAUUACUAAAAAUAUGUUGAAAGAUCAAAAUAAUUGAAAUAGAUUAUAAUGAAUGACAAAGAGAUGCAGUUCAUAUCUAGAGAUUAAGUCACAAUUAAUGAUGACAUGGAUAUAAUGUUGAGAUAUUGUCCAUAUUUUUAAUUAGGGGUAUUGUUUUCUUAAUUUUUAGGACAAAAAAGCUACUCCAUUUUUAGUGAAUACAAUCGAAACAAUUUAAUAAAGAAGAGUUAAAAGUGCUAAUUAUAGGCCAUUAUCUUCAGUUAAUUAAGGAGCCAUAUAAUAGCAUUAUAGACCAAGCACAGGCAAAUUAUUAACUCAAAGAAAGGAAGAAACAGAAAUAAAUAAGGCCAAUGUUGCUGAAUCCUAACCAACCAUUACUAAUAAUUAAUAUUUAACUACAUAGCCAGAAGAAAAUAAAUAAAAGUCAGUUCAUAAUUCGAAAGCAUUUAUGGUUACUUCAACCCCAACUUAAGAAUAGGAGUCAAAAAAAAUUACAAUUAAAAAAAAAGCAAGAACAUAUAAUGAUGUUAUACAAAAUAAGAUAAUUUUCUUUAUGAAAUUAACUCCUUAAAAAAUAGAAUAAAUGGCGAUUUAGUAAAGGAUAGAUAAGGAAGAAUUUAAAGAUAAAAAAUUAUACAUUACAAAUUACCCUUCUAGAACUCCCAAUUAAAUGUUAACAAGAAUUAAAUCAGCAGUAAAGCUAUAACCUUAGAAUAACUCAAGUUAUCGUUCUUAACAAGGGUAAAUUAGGAGAGGAAUAGCAAGUAGUGUAAACUUAUUGAGUUCGGUUGAAUCAAUUCCAGUAGGAGAAUGCUCAAGAAUACAUUCAACUAAAAAUUCAACAGGACUUAAUCUUGAUAGCUCUGCUCUUCCUUUGAAAUACUAAGCUGAUAUGAUAGGAAGAUAGUUUAUGUAAAGAAAUAAACAAGCAACACCAACAUCGGCAUUUAAAGGAUUUGGCCGGUAAAAAUAUAAGUAAUUAUCAACAGAAUAUUGA